AUGUUGUUUCAAGUGGAAGGUUGGAAGUUGAAAAACGACAAGAAUAUAGCGUUGGGUGGAGUCAAGGAUAAGAAGAAAAAGAAGAAGAAUAAUGACAAGAAGAAGGAAAAGUCUGUUGAUGAGCAUCAAGUUGUGGCACACAAAGAGCAUGGCCUCAAUGAACAGCCUGCUAAAUCGAAGAAACAGGACAAACUGAAAGACAAAGGAUUUACUAGCAAUGUUUCUGAGAAGGAUACCUCUAGGAAUCAGAUGAAAAGAAAAAGAGAAGCAACUACUAGCAACGAGGAAUCAGAGUCCAUCACUAACAAAAGAGCAAAGACUCUUAAACAAGUAGCAUCAAGUACGACAACUCCCAAAGCACCCAUGGAGCCAGCACCUCCAGUACCUAUCACCACUCAAACUAAACUUACUCCCUUGCAACAAAAAAUGAUGUCAAAAUUAUCUGGGUCUCGAUUCAGAUGGAUCAAUGAACAAUUGUAUACAAUCACCUCAGAAGAAGCUCUCAAAUUGAUCAAAGAACAGCCAUCAUUAUUUGAUGAGUACCAUCAAGGUUUCAAGUCUCAAGUCUCAAGUUGGCCAGAAAACCCAGUUGAUGUAUUUGUUAAACAAUUUGAGACUCGAUUACUCUCAAGAAACAUCAAUGCUCCUGGUGGAUUACCUGGAACAAGAGAUAAAAAAAUUGUUGUUGCUGAUAUGGGAUGCGGUGAAGCCCAAUUCAGUGCAGAUGUAGCUAGAUUUGUUCAACUACAAAAGAAGAAGUCGAAAAAGUACAAGAAUCUUGAUGUUGAAAUCCAUAGUUUUGAUUUAAAGAAACAAAAUGACAGAAUCACUGUUGCUGAUAUCAAGAAUGUGCCCUUAGAAGACGAAUCUGCGACAAUUGUCAUUUUCUGUUUAGCUUUAAUGGGCACCAAUUUCUUGGAUUUUAUUAAGGAAGCAUAUAGGAUAUUACAACCACGAGGAGAAUUAUGGAUUUCUGAAAUAAAAUCACGAUUUCGUGAGAAAAGUAAUAACGGCGACAAUUUUGAACAAGAGGAAGAUCCAGAAAAUAGUACAGUUGGUAAAGAGUUUGUUGAUGCUUUGAAACUAUGUGGAUUUUUCCACAAACUGACAGACAAUUCAAACAAAAUGUUUACUAGAUUUGAAUUUUUUAAACCACCACAGGAUAUUAUUGAUGAAAGGAGAGCCAAGUUGGAAAGAAAGAGAAAAUUUAUUGAAGAAGAGAGUGAAAAAGAGAAAUUGGAGAGUAAAAGAGAAACCAAACCUGAAGGACAAUGGUUAUUGAAGCCUUGUAUUUACAAGAGGAGGUAG
Molecule: messenger RNA, 1308 nt
Organism: Lodderomyces orthopsilosis Co 90-125
Lineage: Eukaryota; Fungi; Ascomycota; Pichiomycetes; Serinales; Debaryomycetaceae
Gene: RRP8
Product: 25S rRNA (adenine645-N1)-methyltransferase
Exons: 1
Coding region: 1-1308 (435 amino acids)
Biological process (GO): ribosomal large subunit biogenesis; rRNA methylation
Cellular component (GO): nucleolus
Molecular function (GO): rRNA (adenine) methyltransferase activity
Source: RefSeq, a predicted model, not a curated record